This is a messenger RNA of Penicillium olsonii, 2685 nucleotides long. The record is from the annotation of a GenBank genome assembly. Lineage: Eukaryota; Fungi; Ascomycota; Eurotiomycetes; Eurotiales; Aspergillaceae.
AUGGUGAUGGCAGGUGUCUUGAGAUCACUUUCCUUCCCGCAGAUGCUGGACCGCAGAGACAACAUCGCGCCAGCCCAUACCGAUACUUGCCGGUGGAUCUUAGACCUCGACGAUUUCAAAAACUGGACACUCCAGCCCCGCGGCCUACUCUGGAUCAAAGGAAAACCGGGUGCUGGGAAAUCAACAUUGAUGGCAUUUCUCUACAAUCAGUUUAACGAAUCGCAAGAGCUGCACCAACCACCCUCCAGGGAUCGAGGCAUCCAGCUCGAUUUCUUCUUCAGUGCCCGAGGCACUGAGCUACAACACACACCGCUUGGAAUGCUCCGAUCGCUGCUCAAUCAAUUAUAUGACUCCGAUGAGACAGUGCGCCCUCCAGUUCGCAAAAUCUUUGAAGAUCGAUGUCGGAAGUAUGGCUAUGGCGACAACCACUGGGAAUGGACGCAAAUCAAGCUAGAAGAGCUUCUGGCAGAUGCCAUUCUGGAAUCCGCGAGAAAGCACCAAGUGAUGAUAUUUGUCGAUGCUCUCGAUGAGGCAGGGGCUGAAUCUGCCCGGCACGUGGCAACAUAUUUCCAUCGACUCACUGCCCGCGCGGAUACGAUGGAUGCAGCCGUUAAGAUCUGCAUCUCUUGUCGACACUAUCCCAUCGUCACAGACGCUCAAUCUGUUGAUAUUAUCGUUGAGGCGCACAACCGUGGUGACAUCGCAAGUUGCAUCGAAGAUGUGUUUGUUGACAUGGCGACCAGGGAAAACCAGGAAGGACUGAAAGACCUGACGGAGCACUUGAUCUGUCGAGCUGAUGGGGUGUUCCAGUGGAUUCAUCUCCUUGUGCCUUCUAUCGAACGAAAAAUCGCCGACUGCGAACCUUUCGAUCAUAUAUAUUCCGGGCUGCGUGAAGUUCCAGCCGGCCUCAAAGAGAUCUACGUGUGGAUCAUCGAUCAUGCGAUUGAGAAACAGAAUCGGGGGCAGUCACUGCUACUGUUCCAAUGGGUCUGUUUAGCAGAACGACCCCUGACCGUGAAGGAAUUGCGAUAUGCAUUGGCCACUGAGAACAUGCAGAUUUCGUUAUCCCAAACUCCGGUAUCUCGGGUAUCGACUUGUCCUGAAUCAUUGGAGAGUACUAGAGAUUUCAUCGAAAAUGAUGAACGCAUGAGGACACGAAUCAAGGCUCUCUCUGGUGGACUAGCUGAGGUGGUCCCAAGUGGAAAUGACCACGGGAUUGUACAGGUGGUACACCAGUCUGUCAAUGAUUUCUUCGGUGAAAAGGGGUUUGGACUAUUGUCGAGUCAUACCACCGCCAGAAUACCAUGCCUCGAUCAUGGGGAAAUCUUCCUCCAAUGCCAGGCAAUUCUCUAUCGGACAUGUUUGCUUUCCGUGGCAACCUAUGCUCAGUCCUGGGACCCGAUAAAUGAUCCGAUCGGAGAACGAGAAAGUUUCACAAUGGAAGAUGGGCAAGAAGAGAAGUUUUUCGGUUACGCCACAGAGUACCUCUUUACACAUGCAAAGAAGGCUGAAGGAUGUCGGAUGGGCAUCCUGAAGAACGAAGUGAAUAUUUUGCAGCCAAUUGUCGAGUACUGGGUUCAGGUUAGAAACUCCGAGAACUACCCAUGGAAUAACUUACCAGGAUUUGUAUACAACGCGGUUCUAUUGCAUGUUGCUGCAACCUAUGACCUGGUUGAUAUUAUAGAGUCACUUCUGGAAGCGGGCGAGCAUAUUGACGCAACGGACUACAUGGGGAACACACCCCUGCACUGUGCCGCGAAACAAGGUCAUGUACGAGCAUGCAAAAUUCUCUGCGAGAGGGGUGCAAACUGCCAGGCAAAGAAUGAUUUUGGCUCUAACGCAUUGUACGGAGCGGCUGCUCAUGGAAAUCUGGAAGUUGUUGAGUGGCUAUUACACCAACAAGCAGUGGCUGGAAUGUUCGACGAAAAGGCUGAUGCACUAAUCGUCGCUGCGAACCGAGGAGAUAUUAAGCUAGUGAAAACACUUCUUGAUUCUCAAGCCGAUGUCAAUGCCCACACCGAUACCGAUUCCCUGGCCGGUUUGUUUGGAAAUUGCCUAGAGGCCGCUGCGAACGCAGGGCAUGUUGAGAUUGUGCAAAUAUUGCUCAGUGCCCACGCCGAUGCCAAUGCGCAGGGCGGUUUUUUUGGAAAUUGCCUACAGGCCGCUGCGUGCGGAGGGCGGGCUGAGACCGUGCGAUUGCUCCUUGAUGCCCACGCCGAUGUCAAUGCUCAGGGCGGUAAAUAUGGAAAUUGCCUACAAGCUGCAGCGUUCGAAGGGCAUAUUGAGAUCGUGCGAAUCUUGCUUGAUGCCCAGGCUGAUGCCAAUGCCCAAGACGGCCCUUUUGGGUCUUGUUUGCUUGCUGCCGUGUGCAGCGGGCGUACUGAAAUCGUGCGGAUCUUGCUUGAUACUCACGCCGAUGUUAAUGCCCAGAAUGAUCGAUAUGGAAAUGCUCUCCAAGCAGCCACGGUGAAAGGACAAACCGAUAUAGUACGCAUGCUGCUUGCUGUCCAAGCCAAUGUCGAAGCCCAGGGUGGUAAAUAUGAAAAUGCCAUUCAGGCGGCCAUCCUCGAGGGGCAAACUGAUAUCCUGCGCAUUCUGUCGGAUGUCAAUGUCGAUUUUAACGCCCAAGGCGGUAAGUACCAAUGGGCUAUCAUGCAUACAGUCACUACCCACUGGAAUUCCUGA